AGCCAACACCGGCCCAGGUCUGUUUGUUAAAGGCUAUUAUCAAAUAGAAGGGCUGUAAACCAGAUCCUCCUUCUCCUACCGUUACCGAGCUUCACCACUUUGUCCUUGGCAAUUUGUUUCGUACACUUUGCUUUGGCGCACGUGUACUGCACGGUCAUCUAUUUUUGCGUCCUUACUUUUUGGUGUAUAUGGCUUCUAUUUAAGUGAGCUUCUUGUUACAAUAGCUGAGACCCUGUAAACCCUGUCUGUGCGCCUUGUGGCCCGACGGGUGCACGUAUCUUCCUAUUUAGAAACAGGCGGCGACAUCGUCGGGGCACGGCCUGCAUGAUACCGGUGAAACAUAUUUCGUAGGACAAUCGAUACACGCGGACCACAUACGCCUUCUUCUUGACCGCUUGACCGUUUGAUCAUGUCUCUUCUGCACAUGUUUUUUUCUUCCCUACCCUUUGCUUUCUCACAUUGUUUUUUAACCCGGGGGUUGAAAAUACGCCCACAUUUUUCAGGCCAUUUCCUUUUUUCUCUUUCCCUUGGCCCUUCCCUUGGCUCUGGCUCUUCCCCUGGCUCUGGCUCUUCCCUUGGCUCUUCCCUUGGUCCUGGUCUUGCCUCUGUCGGUCCUGGUGCCACUGUAGAUCGCGUUCGACUCUCAGGACUCAACUCUCGGCAAUCGACUGUCUGGCAUUCGACUCUCGGCAAUCAACGCUCGGCAAUCAGCUCCCAGCUUCAGUGUUCGGCUCCCAACAUCCGAGUAUCCAGUAAGCAGCUCCUCCAGCAUUCGACAACAGCAGCAAAUGGCCGUCCUUUUGGGUGUUUCGAGAGUCAAUUCCUUCCCCUACCCCUACCCCUUCCCUUUCCUCUUCCCUUCCUUCCUCCCGUCCUUCCCUUCCGUCUACCCUUCCGUGAUUGACUCAAAGCCAAAUGAUUGGGAGACCGGGUCAGCCAG
Molecule: messenger RNA, 940 nt
Organism: Zychaea mexicana
Lineage: Eukaryota; Fungi; Mucoromycota; Mucoromycetes; Mucorales; Lichtheimiaceae
Exons: 2
Coding region: 410-904 (164 amino acids)
Source: RefSeq, a predicted model, not a curated record